AAGGAUUCAGAUUUGCUGCAAGGCUAAAAAAAAAAAAAAAAAAAAAAAAAAGCCCGCUUCCACCACACUCACAUAUCUUUUUUAAAAGUUCAUUUUCCUUUCCCCCUUUUGGUGAAAUUUCUCAAAAAGGUUGUCCACACUUGUCCUUAUUUCCUCAUAUCCUAUUCAACCCAUCCCAGUCUAGCUUCUGUCCUCAAAAGUCAUCAUAUUCUCAAAUCCAGCAGACACUUCUUAGCUCACAUCAGUUUAACCUUUCAAUGUUAUUGGAUAGUCUCCCAGCUCCCAUGGCCUCGUUCUCCUGGAAUUUCUUUCUUUCCGACUGCUUCAGUUCAGCUUCCUUUGCUGACUUUCCCUCUGCUCAAUCUCUGUAGGUUUGUUCUCAGAACUCUCUCUCUUCCUCUCUUUAACUCCGUUCACUCCCUAAGUAUUUUUUCAAUCCCAAUUUUUUCCUGCCUUAAAAUUCUCAAGAUUCUUAAAUCUGAUAAUUCCUGCCUUUAGAAAAAAAAUCUAUAGGCUGGUGACCUGUUUGCUGAGCUCUAGAGUUUACAUCUGCAACUGCCUACUUCACAUUUCUCCUUGGAUGUCUAAUAUACAUUUUAAUUUUAAUAUGUCCAAAGGCAACUCUUUAUUUCCCUCUCUUAACUGCUUCUUUAUGAAGUCUCUCCAAUUUCAAUAAAGAGUUUCAUCAUUCACCCAUUGAUUAAACCAAAAAUCUAAGAGUCAUCCUUGAUUUAUUUUUCUUAAACUCUCAUAUACGGUUUAUCCACAAGUCCAUGUUUUCUGCCUCCCAAAUUCAUUACAGCUCUCCAUUCCUUGCAAGGACUCCCCUAGUCUAAGCAUCAUCAUCUUUUGCUUACAACCAAGUUGCCAUUUCUUACUCUCCAACCUCAAUUUACAGUGUCCUCCCCUGACACCCACACAGCUUUGGCUCCAUUGGUCUCCUUCCUGUUCUUCAAACAAGCCAAGCUACUUGCCAUCCCAAGAUUUUGUAUUUUUCUUCUGCCUGAGAAUGUCAGCAAUACUGAUUCCCACCCCAGUUUAUCCCAUGUCUGACUCCACCUUAUCUUUCCAGACCCCCUUUUAUUCUUACCUUCCCUAAAGUAGCCCACCACUUACCUUAUCACAUCAUUUUGCUUACUUUUCCUUUAUAAAGCAUUUUAAAAUUCUGUAAUUACCUUAUUUACCAGUUUGGAGUGUUUCCCCCCUGACCAGAAGAUAAGCAUGAUCAAAGCAGAGACUUGUCUUUUUAAUACAUGGCUGUGUCCCUUGAACUAAAAGGAAGGAUGUCUGUUACAUAGUAGGCAUUCCAUAAAUAUUUGUUAAAUAAUUGAAUGGAUAAUUAAGUGAAUGACUGAUGUCAAAAUCCAUUGAGAUUCCCUAACCUUUUCAUUUCUACCCAAAUGAUUCAUCUUUACUCACCGGUGUUAGCUUGAUUAGUUAGUUACCCAAGACAAGUUUUCUUACUUUGUUCAUUUACUUUUGAUUCUGCCUGGGGUUAUUAAUCAUUUUCAAUAAUAAUAAUAAUAAUAAUAAUAAUAAUAAUACUGCCUUGGGAAGCUAAUAGGAAAAUCAAAGGUCAUGAUGCUGAUAUUUUCAGAAUAUCUCCUGGCUGAUGUGGACAGUAAAUGAUAUUCACCCAUCAAUCAUUCCUCUGCUUCCUGCAACUGAAUCUCCCUGGAGGAGUCAUCAGAUCCUCUCAAUCUUGAAGACUGACAGGAAGUCCCUGUGGACACUAGCUCUAUGCAAAAUCAGGAGGGAUCCUUGACCCUAAGAUUUAAAAGCCCCACCUUCAGAACAAAAUUAGAAAACUCAGAGGUUAAGUUAUAGUUAUUGCAGCUUCUGGAAAGGUGUAGAACAUGAAGGGAUUCACAAGUCUGGUGGUAACAACCUUGACUCUUUUCCUGGUGUUUUCUUUCAUGGGAAAUUCGAACAGUGCUCCGCAGAGACUCUUUGAGAGAAGGAAUUGGACUCCACAAGCUAUGCUCUACCUGAAGGGUGCACAGGGGCGCCGCUUCAUCUCCGACCAGAGCCGGAGGAAGGACCUCGCCGACCGGCCGCCGCCCGAAAGACGAAGCCCAAAUUCCCAACUACUAACUCUUCCAGAGGCAGCAGCUGUGCUAUUGGCUUCCUUGCAGAAACUGCAAGAAGCUGGAGAAGAAAACUUUGAUCAAACCAGAUUCCUAGAAGACAGCCUGCUAAACUGGUGAAAAUAUACCAGAUUCCAUUCAAUUAUAGUUCUGUUCUUGUUGAAAACAUGAACCAUGUGAACAAAGCCUGUGGACCCUUUUUAUCUUCAUUUGUAAUCUUAGGAACAUGUGCAGCCAGUUUUAUUCUUUCAGAAGCUAAAGUGAUGUUGAGUUCUUAGUGAGAACAUCAUUGCUUUCUUCCAUUGCUUCAGGUCCUGUUUAGAUCGCCUUGUGUCUUACUCUUGAAUUUUUUAGCCCAUUUAUAAUUAUUAGGUUGAAGACUCUUUAGAGUGUUCUUUUGUUUUGUGACAACAAAUACCCAUCUUGAUCUAAUCAUUCUUAGUUGCUUUUUUUCAUUCUGUUACCCACUUGCACUGUCUUAUCACUCAGCAGAGAAUCUCCUCUCCUUUUCCCCCUUUUCUCACCUCCAAGGAGGGUGAGGCAGGGAAGCAUGGCAAGAUGGGAAAGAGUAGAGUGUGAUUCUUUUAGUAUCCAGGAGAGGUAAGUUGUCAGGAAGGGAAGAGGGAAGGGAUGACUGGGAAGAAGCCCUGUGAUCAGACACUGCAGUGUGGUUGCUGAGAGAGGGGACCCUUGGUGAGACUGGAGCCAGUGGAAGGUUCUACAGCUGGAAGCUCCCCCUUGUGCUCUCUGGGGAUCUCCCCGAAUUCAGUUUAGAAACAAGGAUCUAAAAGUUACUGGGAAAUAAGCAGAUGGAAACACACGCUGCUCUUGUACAAAAGAAACAAACCAGUUUUUUAGAGGUAACCCAUUUUCCAUGGCUAAACAGACUCAAACACUACUUACUCUAAUUGACUAGAACUCUAGGCUUUAUUUGACAUAAAAACAUAACAUAAAGGCACCCUGAUACAAAGUGCAUGGUAAUAUGCCUAAUUUAUUCAUUUUUUUAACUCAACUAGGGUUCAGUACUAUCUGAAAAAUAAAAUACACACAUACCUACAGCAAGCAUAUAGUAUAUUUAUUUGGAAUUACAAUAUGACUAUCAUGUUCAUUAUUUUUGACUUAAUUACUUGAGAGUUGUUAUUGAUAAAUGUCACAAGUAGAAAGUAUUGUCCAUUCUUAUUGUCAUCAGUAUAUAGCUAUUAGUCAGUAGCUAAAGAAUAUCAUUAUGUGAAUGUCUCUGUAACUUGGAAUUACAAUUUUACUGUGUUAAGUAAUCAAAACCCUGCUUAUAAGAUUUGUCUGUAUCUCAUUUCAUAAUUGAAUAAUGAAACUGUAUUCAAGUUAAUGUAACUUUGAUGUCUGCCAAAAAAAUAAUAUGCUAGCAAUAAAAAAAAAUCUAUGUGGCAUUAUAAUAGGUGCCUGUCAUUAAUUAUUGUUUGAUUUUAAAGUGGAUUUUCUAGACAGUGUAUAUGUCCAGUUUAUUGAGAAUUAUGUACUCACCUGACAUAGACUUGUACAUAUGGACUACUUAAAUACUAUGUCUAGUCCCAGAAUACAUUUAAAGUCUAUCUUACAAAGUAAUUCUUCUACAACUAGAACAAUCUCAAGUAUUUCCCACUAAAACAGAGUUUGUAAAAGCUGUCUAAAUGACCAACGGCUGUUAUAAUAUCAGCUACAAUAUUACAAGUACUUGAAUUUCCUGAACAUUGUUCUGCCGUACAGAUGUGCACAUUAACCCAGUAGUUGCAUAUGCCCGGUUUGCUGUAACUUUCUAUCUCUCCGGGGGUGUCUUUGCAAUUCUCUUUGUUUCUAUCUUGUUCAAAACUGAAAUGAAUAAGUGAUCAGUGCUCAAAACUUUUCACGUUGUAUGGCUUGUUUUUUAAAAUUGGAAAAUAUAUGCCUCCUGUGCACGUCCAUGUACUAGAAUACCCCACCUCCAGAUAGGACUUGCAGCCACUUUCACCCCGUUCCAGUUGCUCUUCCCCUCUUUGCCUCUAUAGCCUUCUUCCCCUGUGGCUACGUGGCCUCCAGGGUGGGCUCUCAAUUACUCUCUAUUCCCCUGGUUUUCCCCAGUGGAUGACUCCUCUCCCCCACCAUAGUGAUCCUAAGCAAGGAGAGAAGGUGAGAGGUUAAAAUCAGCCUCCAACUAGCAUUUCUUCUUUACCUGCUGAUGAGAAAUAAAAGUCUAUAUCCUACCAACCCUGAGUUACAUUAUUUUACCUUGACCUCAGGAGAAAGAGGAGUUGGGAAUGUAACCUGUUGGUCUCCUCCUACUGGACUAUAAAUCCCUUAAGGAAAUGUUCACGUCUAAUUUGAUUUUAUCCUUACAACCACAAUGUGAGGUGGGCAGUUGUAUCUCCCACAUUACUUCACAGAAAUUUAGGAUCAUUCUAGGAAGUCGCUUUCAAUCUCCUCAAGUACACUUAACCAAUCCCUCUUCUGAGACCUCCUUGUGUCCAGGAAAGCUACUAGUAUAGCACUUGUAAUAUUUUAUAUUCCCAUCUGUAUAUGUAAAGCCAGCUCUGUUCACUCUAGCCCUUACCAUGGAAGGAAGGGUGGUACAAUGCAUAAAAAAAGUCUUGCUGUCAGCUGGUCAGGCACACACAAUUUUCCAUAUUUCCUGUCCUCCAAUUUAUGGAUACAUACAUUAUUUAUUAUUUUUUCUUUUUUUAUACAUACUUUAAGAGCAUCAAUUUUUUGUAUCUAUGUUUCUCCCAGUAAGACCAUUCAUUUAGGCAACUACUGUGUAUAAGGUGCUGUGCUAGACACACAGUCACCUAACAAUCCUAUUGGUAGUUCCUCACCGAGCUUUGUCAAUAUUGGGGAAAGAGCAACUAGACACCAGUCUUUGUCAGUCUUGGGGAAAGGACAACUAAGUGACUGGAGCAAGGGCUUGGAGUCAGGUGGCAGCAGCUGUCUGAACAGAGGACCAAGUGCAGGGUAGAAACUGAUUCUUACACAUGCCACUCGAAGCCAGGUGUUUGCAAAUCAGUCAUUUCCAUGUGUCCUAUACCAUUUGUACUCAUUUCUAAUCAAAGAACU
Molecule: messenger RNA, 5129 nt
Organism: Orcinus orca (killer whale)
Lineage: Eukaryota; Metazoa; Chordata; Mammalia; Artiodactyla; Delphinidae
Gene: SPX
Product: spexin hormone
Exons: 6
Coding region: 1857-2207 (116 amino acids)
Biological process (GO): positive regulation of gastro-intestinal system smooth muscle contraction
Cellular component (GO): cytoplasm
Molecular function (GO): neuropeptide hormone activity
Source: RefSeq, a predicted model, not a curated record